AUGUCAUCAAUAAUUACUUACUCUAAAAAUGAUUUAACAAAUAAUAAUAUUACGAAUGAAAGAAUAAAUGCGUUGAAAAAUAGUUUUAAUAUAAAUAUAGUAGAAUAAGAAAAAAUUAAUACAAAUCUAAUAUUGGAGAGAUUUAAGGAUGUAGUAUAAUCAAAGAUAUUUUUCUUUGACUCCUUUUGA
This is a messenger RNA of Paramecium sonneborni, 189 nucleotides long. NCBI's taxonomy places the organism in Eukaryota, Ciliophora, Oligohymenophorea, Peniculida, Parameciidae. The record is from the annotation of a GenBank genome assembly.